Ceratosolen solmsi marchali is the source of this 859-nucleotide messenger RNA. RefSeq lists its product as uncharacterized. The record is from RefSeq and is a predicted model, not a curated record. NCBI's taxonomy places the organism in Eukaryota, Metazoa, Arthropoda, Insecta, Hymenoptera, Agaonidae. The transcript is spliced from 4 exons. The coding region runs from base 1 to 753 and encodes 250 amino acids.
AUGACAAUUGUAAAAGAAAAUGUUUUAAAGGAUCCGACGAUCUACUGUAGUUCCGUAGAUAAUGAUGACUGCCAUGGGGUCUCGAUCUUCUGGUCGUUGGUCGAUGGCACAUUCUGGUAUCCAACCGAGGAAAUUGAUUCAAAAGAGAAGGUCGUGGGUACUGUUGCAUUUGAUCUACCUAGCUUUGACAAUAAGUCCGAAUUGAAAAUGCAUGGCGUCGUAACUUGUGAAUUCGACGAUAAAACCUUUCAGUCAAAGAUAUUUUCUAUCGCUCUCAGCACCGAGGAUAUGAUUGACGGUAGCUGGCAUUUAAAUUUUUGUCCAGCUUCAGCGGAAUCCAGUAUACUUGCCCUCAAGACUAUCUCCGUAGAUCGACUUGUCAUAUUACCGGUACAGCCAGAUUCUAAUACCGGAAAACGAUUGAUGAGAUUCUUAGAUAAAUAUGAAUUCAAGGAAGUUGGUAAAGUUUGCUUGGUGAAAAAAGCCGGCGCAUUGCAAUAUUGUCUUCUUGAGGUUUUGCCAGCGGAUGAUUCCGACGUAAGAGUGCUGUUAUCGGCAAGAUCUGAGACACAAUUGUCAUUGUUAAUGACGCUCAUGCACAAAGAAUUUCCAGAAAUGUUGGAUAUCGAAAAACAAGAACUCCUGGAGGAAGCUGCAGAGGCAUUACGCGAAGAGUUACAACUCUACCUCACCUGUAACGAUCCUUACCAAAUAAAACAAGCAAGAAUUAAGUCGGACCUACUCAUUCCAUAAAUCUAUUACUUAUGUAAAUGCUUCUUUAAAUCAUACUUAAUCAUUGUCAGGCUUUUAAAUUAUUUUUUAUUUUGUGUAAUUUUAUUGGAUAAAUAUAUUAAAGAAG